Syngnathoides biaculeatus (alligator pipefish) is the source of this 3910-nucleotide messenger RNA. RefSeq lists its product as uncharacterized. The transcript is spliced from 2 exons. Bases 368 to 1867 code for a protein of 499 amino acids. The record is from RefSeq and is a predicted model, not a curated record. Lineage: Eukaryota; Metazoa; Chordata; Actinopteri; Syngnathiformes; Syngnathidae.
CCAGUGCUGCGCAACCCUGAAUAAGAUAAACAGUUGUUGAGAAUGGUUUUGCGUUUCGGCCAGUGUCAUGUUUGAGUUUCCUUUGUCUGAAUUUCUGUUUAAGAAAGGGACAGGUGGUGAGAAAGAAAGUCGAAAUCUAACAAAAAGCCAGAUCUUACAAUCCUUCUACUCAUGUGCACAGAGGAAACUAAACCGGUAUUGCAUCAAGAUUCUGGUGAUUAGAGCAUGUGGGUCUGUGUAUGGGUGUGACCUAAAGUUGCAUUCUCAACAGGAAACAUGCUCUCUCUCGAACCUAGUCAGAGACCAAUCCGGAGGAAAGGUGGACAUAUCUUGAAGAUUCUGUCCUUUAGGUUUCUGCACAGCAAACAUGAUGUGGAAGAAAAAACUAAAGGAAGCAGCUGUAGGUUUUGCACUAGGAGCAGUAGGAGGCUUCAUCAUGGGUGUCACAGAAGACCCUGUCGACAGGACCUUGUCUGCGAUGACUUCAGCGAGUCAACUGAAGCCACUGAUUGACAAUAUCAGGACUGUGGGUGCUCUCGGACUAGGGACUCUCAUGGGAGCUUCUGCACUGACCAUCGCCAUGACCUCAGUUGUAGCUGGUGUCAUAAUGGCAGCAGUUGUAGCAUCGGUAUUCGUCACAACAAGGAGUUGUGGGACAAUUCAGACAAACUAUGCUAACUUGUGGGCUUCUGCGGGACUUGCCGGUGCUCUUGGAACCACACUCAGUGGAGCCACACUUGGUUUUUUUAUUGAAACAAUUGUGAAUAAUUCUGGCAUGUUUGGUCUUUUGUCUGCACUGUCCAUUUUCAGCAUCCUCAAACCACCGCUGCGCUUUGUAUUUAACGUCCUCUGGAAACAAGGAGAGGCCUGUUGCACUCAAGGAUCUAUAGUUUGGGACAAAGAAAGGAAAGAAUUUGAGAUUUCAGAUUUAGAGCAGAGAGAAAGAGUGGCUGUGCAAAUAGAAGAGAGGAUCCUGACAAUAAAUAAUGGACGGAACACAAGUGGGACAAAAGACAUGAUGACAUGGGCCACUGAGCGGAAGCUGAGAGAAAAACUAGAGAGGAAGAAGACGGAGGUUGAAGAAGCACAGAUCAAACAACAGACCCUUCAAGACUGGAUCAAAACUGUGAUGGUCAAAUAUGUGGACUUCUUGGCUUUCUCAGGGAUUCCAAUGACUGUGGUUGCCGUUGUAUCAUCACUUUUUGGGUUGUUUGGAUAUGGACGGCACCAUUAUGCGUUCAUUGCACUUAUAGCUUUAGUAGCAGUCAUUGGCUAUUUAAUUCUGAAGUCAUCAGAUUUAAAGUUCUGGAUGUUGAUAGGAUGCAUGGGAAUGCUUGCAACAUUUGUUAUUGCCAUGCUCACAGUACAAGCUGGAGACGAGGUCAAUAAAGUUGCCAUGAAUCUGAGAGCAGAACAGCAGAAUGUAAACGCUAAAAGCAUCAACGAUCGCAUGAUUGACCAUUGCUCUCGAGAAGCUUUGAAAACCGCAAUUAUUGCAGCAAAACUUUGCCAGCUCUGCUUGGGAGCCACUGUUGGGGGGCCCCUGGUAAGGCAUGGAGGAGAAGGGGGCAAGGUAAUUUUAGGGGCUGCCAUAGUGGCCUUAGGUUUACUAGCUGGAGUGGAGGUUUUAUCUCCAGUAUUGGGAAACGGGGGGAAAGCCGGAGCACUGCUGGGGGUGGUGGGUACUUCUGGGGUGUCUGUGGGUGCAGUGGCAGCCAUGACAGGACAGUGUUCUUCAUGGCCACGGACUUUGGGAGCCAUAGCAGGUCUGAUUAUUGGCACAUUAGCCACAGAUAAACUCCAUAUUGUCAUGAUAGGAAUACAAGUUAUUGUUGCCUACAUCUUUGCUAUGAAUAAUGCUUUUUAAAACAUAAGAUGCAAAUUCCCUUCUGUGCAAAGUGAGUGAGAUGUUCACUCAGUUUCUAAUUCCUGAUGUUAUUAAACACACCUCUCAGAUUCCAACAUCAUAUUUCUUGUUAGUGAUGAAGUGAAAUUAUUGGUAGCGGUAAUAAUAAGCUACAAAAUGUUAAUCAUUAUUUUUGAAAACUUUAAUUACAGAUAAGGAACAUUUAUACCAUUGUGGAAUCAUCUACAAUUAUUUUCUUUUAUGUUUUAACACCAACAGUAGCAUCAGAAAUGUUAUGUUUUGUGUGUCAAAAAUAAUGGAAAAAUUCAAGUUUUUAUUUUUAUUUUAUUUUAAAACCAAUAAUAAAAGUUAUGAGUCCUGGUUUGAUUAUCGUUAACAUAGAUUUAGCAAGAUAUUACUACAAACAGUGUCUGGAUCAGUGUUUCUAAUAUAACUGGAUUAUAUCUUCCCUGCUUCUUUACUUACUGUAUAUCUGUACAAGUGAAUGCAAAGCAAACAAAGAUUUUCUUAUUAUCAGUUGUGUUGGAUCAUCAUUUCAAUAAUGCAGCUACCCAGCCUAUUUUUGGGAGGCUGAACCCGUUGAAAGCCUCCGGUGACUGGAAUAUAUCAUUGUGGAGCUUUCCGCAAUGUGCAAGAGGUCCUCUCUGCCCCCUAGUUCACGGGCCAUCCGAAGGAGUAGGGCUCAUUCAUGGCAUUAGUUUCCUCCUAUAAACAUCAAGCAUGAAGAGACACUUCACCAUUUAAACAUUUUGUGGUCAACAAUUGAAUGCUUAGAUUUAUGUGUCAAGAGUCUUUGCCGACUUUCAUUAAACCUAAGGCCAACAUUAAAAGUUGAUCAAAAACAUCCCCUCUGAUCAAGUCAGUGGACAGAUUUGGGACAGACGUCCGUAACUUCACAUGCAAGACAAAUAGUGGGCCCCGCUGUUGUACAGAAGCUUUGCUUGGCAUCAGCUGGCCCAUACUUGGAUACUGUGAAAAAAAAAAAACAAAAGCAAAAAAAAACGUGAAAUCAAGGUUUAUUAGUCAAUAUUCGAUGGUAGUCUGUGGGACUUCUACCAACUCAUGUUAAUGUGCAUUGCCAGAAUUAGAUCACAAUGACAUAUUGUGAAGACUCCCACUGAAAGAACAUGAUGGCAAAAAAGUAAACAAUAACAGUAUGAUGUAUUAUCUUCCCAUCAUGGUGGCCACUUAGGAACUUUACUAAGCCGGGUUGCUACAGUGCGCUGUUGAAUUUAGUUUUUUGUACAAAAUCUGUUCCCACGGUGGACGACUGGUUGAUACAUCUACCUCACAGUUGCGAGUAUUGGAGUUCAAAUCUUUAUCCUGCCUGCGUGGGUCUUCUCCAGGCAAUCUGGUUUCCUCCCAAUUUUAAAAAACAUGCAAAGUGGGUUAAUUGAAGACUCUAAGUGCAAAUGGUAUUUUGUUAAAGAUACCUGGGAUGGGUUCCAGCACUCCCGCCACCCUUGUGGGGAUAAGCAGCACAAAAAAUAGAUAGUUAGAGGAAUCUGUUCCCACCAGGUUGGGCCAAGCAGGGAGCUGCUUUAUUCAUCAAUCUGUUUUCUGAGCUGCCAAUCCUCACUAGGUUUGUGUUUGUGCUGACGCCUAUUCCAGCUGACUUUGGGCAGGAGGUGGGGUAGACCGUGAACUGGUCACCAGCCAAUCACAGAGCACGAACUACUGAACGUAGAAGAAAAGAGCCAUUCACACCAACAGACAAAUGAGUCUUCAGUUGACCUACCAUACAUGAUUAUAGAAUCUGGGAGGUAACUGGAGUCUCUGGUGAAAACCCAAACAAGUUUAGGGAGAAGAAACUCCACAGAGGAGUGGCUAGAUUUAAACCAAGGUCCUCAGAAAUGUGAGGCAGACCCUAUACAGUAACUAGUCGCCCACUAUGCCGUCAAGACGAACAUUAUUUUUUAAAUACAAGAAUAAGUACUUAAAUUGAGUUGGAAUAUUUUUAUCCAUUCUUCCAUCCAUUUUCUGAGCCACUUAUUCCCCCCAUUGUCAUGGGAGUUCUGGUGCCUAUCCCUGCUAUCUUCGGAU